AUGUCAGAACAACAAUUAGUAGAAUAUAUUUCAAAAGCAGUAAUUUUUAACGAUGAUAAUUUUCUGGCUUUCAACAAGCCGUAUUCAUUACCUUACGCUUCAGCGGCACCAAACAGUUUACAAAUUGAUCGCGUUUUACAGGAACUGAAGCACCGGUUCUCUGUUAAAACUGGUUACUUACGUGUUUUAAAGCCGGUUGAUAAACAGGUGUCUGGUGUUCUUACCCUGACUUUAUUUGAAGGCUGGGUGAAUUUCAUUUUUAGAGAUGGUUCCGUUUAUAAAAGUAUUGCUGAGAAGUACAAAGCUGGUCUAGUGGAGCAACAUUAUCGCGCUAUUUUAAGCCGAGUUCCACGACAAGAAGAGGCUAUUAUAAAUGUGCCUUUGGUAAAGACAGUUAGGGAACAAAAUGUUCAGAUGAAACCGAUUCAGUUCAGUGGAAGAAAAGGAGAUGCAUUGUUUGGCAAUACUCACUAUAAAGUUAUAUCUGACAAUGGUUUUUCCGCAUACGUUAAAUGUAUUGUCAAAGAUGAUUUUACUCAUCAGAUUAGAGCUCAUCUUGGAUGGGGCUUAGAAUGUCCUAUCCUCGGCGACAAAAAGUAUGGAGGUCGCAAGGAGUACUGGCUGAGGAAGCUUCACCCAAAGAUAAUGGAUCUUUUGAAUUUGUCAGGUAAUCAGCACCAUCGUCUGCCCUUGUAUCUACAUCUUCAUGAAGUGGUUAUCCCUUACCGGGGUUAUGGAACUGGUUCGUUGUUUCUGAAGGCACCAAUUCCUGAAUUUUUUUCUUACACUUUGAAAAAGCUUCGGCUUCUUGUUAAAUGA
Enterobius vermicularis (human pinworm) is the source of this 819-nucleotide messenger RNA. NCBI's taxonomy places the organism in Eukaryota, Metazoa, Nematoda, Chromadorea, Rhabditida, Oxyuridae. The record is from the annotation of a GenBank genome assembly.